Molecule: messenger RNA, 5775 nt
Organism: Oxyura jamaicensis (ruddy duck)
Lineage: Eukaryota; Metazoa; Chordata; Aves; Anseriformes; Anatidae
Gene: SLC9A4
Product: solute carrier family 9 member A4
Exons: 12
Coding region: 643-3018 (791 amino acids)
Biological process (GO): regulation of pH; sodium ion transport; proton transmembrane transport
Cellular component (GO): membrane
Molecular function (GO): sodium:proton antiporter activity
Source: RefSeq, a predicted model, not a curated record
AAAAAUCUAAAUGAGAACGUAAUUUGCUUAGUCCUCCACCAGAUGUCCCUACUGCAAACCGUGCGGAGUACAUUUAUUUGCACACCAAAUGGUUUUGUUACAAGGUGAGACAGGAGCAGUGAGCGGUGCCAAGUGUGGUACAUGAGGUGCCAGCUGCUCUGGGGAGGCAGACGGGGAGUGAAGGCAGGAGAGGAAGGCAUGGAGCCUCUCCUACCUAUCUGAUACUAUUUACUUGUGCUGUGCUUACUGCCUGAAAGAUGCACAUUGAUGCACUUUUUUUUUUUUUUUUUUUUUUUUUUUUUUAAUUGGGGAAAAUUAAAAAAAGUCAGAAUAGUUGGAAAAAUGAUGUAGCUGGGAAGGACUUUACACUUUAACACAGUGAUGCUGUGUCUGGGCUUUAUCUGGGUCUGAGGAAGCUGCAGAAUUGGUAUCUUCAUAAAAACUCCACAUCCAUCUGUAACACAGGGAACAGCACAGGCACAUCAGGGUUUUUUUAAUGAGCUCUAAUAGGAAAAUGAAGCAGUCCUGAGGAAGAAGUGGCUGUGUCCAUUAGAAGUGUGAAUCGACAGGUGUGAGUACUGCAUUCCUUCAUGCACCCAUCAUACAUUACAACUGUAAUAAAAGAGGGUCACAGCCCUAGACAUGGGCUCUCCUGCACUCACACAUGCGAAGCUUUUGAAUUGGCUGCUGUUGCUGCUGUUGACUCUGCUAUGCCCUCCUGCUGCUGCUUAUUUGGAUGAGCUCAAGCCAAGCAGUAGUUUGCUGCCUCACUAUGAACCUGACCACGAGGAUGCUGUUGGUUCUUUACAAGAGAAGAGGUUACAAGUUUUCACAGUGGACUAUAACUAUGUGCAAAUUCCCUAUGAAGUUACUCUUUGGAUACUUCUUGCGUCUCUUGCAAAAAUAGGUUUCCAUCUCUACCACCGAUUACCAAGACUCAUGCCUGAAAGCUGCAUCCUGAUUGCCAUUGGAGCACUGGUUGGAGCGAUCAUCUUUGGUACCGAUCACAAAUCCCCACCAGUGAUGAACACAAGUAUUUACUUCUUGUACCUCCUUCCACCUAUUGUCCUGGAAGAGGGCUAUUUCAUGCCAACUCGUCCAUUUUUUGAAAACUGUGGGUCCAUCCUGUGGUGGUCUGUGCUGGGAUCUCUGCUGAACUCGUUUGGGAUUGGCCUCUCCCUCUAUGGUGUGUGCCAGAUUGAAGCCUUUGGCCUGACCGACCUGAACCUGCUGCAAAACCUGCUCUUUGGCAGCAUGAUUUCGGCUGUGGAUCCUGUGGCAGCUCUGGAAGUUUUUGAAGAAGCCUCUGUUAAUGAGCAGCUUUAUAUGAUGAUUUUUGGAGAGUCAUUGCUAAAUGAUGGCAUUACUGUGGUAUUAUAUAAUAUCUUCAUCGCCUUCACCCAGAUGCACAGGUAUGAAGAGAUCGAAUCCAUCGACAUCCUUGCUGGCUUUGCUCGCUUCUUCGUGGUGGGGCUGGGUGGUAUGCUGUUUGGCAUCGUCUUUGGAUUUGUUUCGGCACUCAUGACUCGAUUCACCCACAACGUUUCUGCUAUUGAACCUUUGCUGGUCUUCAUGUUCAGCUACCUGUCAUACUUGUCAGCUGAAACCCUUUACAUCUCAGGAAUUUUGGCCAUGACAGCAUGUGCAGUGACUAUGAAGAAAUACGUGGAGGAGAAUGUUUCCCAGAAUUCCUAUACGACAAUAAAAUACUUCAUGAAGAUGCUGAGCAGCGUCAGUGAGACCCUGAUUUUUGUGUUCAUGGGAGUGUCUACAGUGGGGAAAAACCAUGAGUGGAACUGGGCCUUCAUUUGCUUCACUCUGCUUUUCUGCCUCAUUUGGCGAGCACUGAGUGUAUUUGCUCUCUUCUAUAUCAGUAACAAGUUCCGAACGUAUCCCUUCACCGUGAAAGACCAACUCAUUAUUUCCUACAGUGGUCUUCGAGGAGCCAGCAGCUUCUCUCUUGCGUUCUUGCUCCCAGUGAACCUCUUUCCAAGGAAGAAUUUGUUCAUUACUGCUACACUUGUAGUUAUAUACUUUACAGUGUUCAUCCAGGGAAUCACAAUUGGACCAUUGGUCAGAUAUCUAGAUGUUAAAAAGACAAACAAAAAGGAGUCCAUCAAUGAAGAAAUUCACAUGAGAUUGAUGGAUCACUUCAAGGCUGGUAUUGAAGACAUAUGUGGACAUUGGAGUCAUUAUCAGCUGAGAGAUAAAUUUAAGAAGUUUGACAAUAAGUAUUUGAAGAAAAUUUUAAUUCGGGAGCAUCAACCCAAAUCCAGCCUUGUGUCAUUAUACAAAAAGAUGGAGAUAAAACUGGCCAUUGAGAUGGCUGAGAAUGCCAUGGAAAUUUCAAAAUCAUCCACAGCUUCUUUACAGAGCUGUAGAAAUCGGCAUGUGCACAGGCUCUCCCCUGCUGAGGUGGAGUCCAUGAGAAAUGUCCUGACACAUAACCUAUACCAAGUGCGACAAAGGGCACCGUCAUACAACCGCCACAACCUGCCCACCAACACCAGCGAGAAACAGGCCCAGGAAAUCCUCAUCCGUCGGCAGCACAGCCUGAGGCAGAGUUGCAGGAAGGGAAACAGUUUACCUUGGGGUAGACCGGUACCUGUUAUGCAAACCACUGUUCAAGCUAGCACCACGGGCACACGCUACCUCUCCUUGCCGCAGGGCCACGGCCAGCCCACUUGGCGAAAAGCCAGGCACGUUACUUUUACAGAUCACCCCAGAAGCAACUCUGAGGCUGGCAUCCCAGUAAGGUUCAGACCCCAGCCCCGACUACGGCCGCUUGAAACAAAGCACCGCCAGGAGGAGCUGAUUCCAAUGGCACGCUUAGACAGACGUGUCUGCCCAUCCAAUUUCUCAGGUCAAAGAGGAAAUUCAAUCAGUCAGCAUUGUUUCACCAGAGCAGACAAUCUAGCUCUAAUGCCAAAGACUCGACUCACUGGGGGAGAAGUUGAGGAGUAUGAGUCAGAAGAAGAGACAGAAACAAUGGCACCAGCCAGGCCAUUAGACAUAUGAGGAGUAGAGAAGAGUGGUGUUCACAUCUCUAGGGUCCUCUGCGUGCUGCUCUAGAGAAAAUAACGGAGCUCUUAUAUAAACCAAACCACAAAUUUCCUUUUGGGAAAUUCUCAAAUUCUCAUUCUCGUAUCACUUUCAAACACUGUAUCAAGGUACUUAGUGGCUCAGAGAAGACUCAAAUUCUUAUAUGUUUAUAUCAAGUUUACUUUUCAACAAAACACUGUAGGAGAGAGGGGAACAUGAUCUUUGUAGAGGUUUGGACAUGGAUUUAAAUGACAAAAGUUGGGCACAGGUGGUACUAUAGCUGGGAGCUGAUAUUGUCUUCCUCUGUGCUGUAUUAUGACUUAAAGCUGGGUGAAAGAAACACUGAAGGACAUGGUUAAGACAUGGGUGCCCAAAUUGGUAACUUCAAUUUGCCUAGAGGUUUGGAUGUCAGAUUAGCAGAGAUAUUUCAGGUAUAAGUGAAAAACAGGCAUGUUUAGGGCACCUAAAUGUCAUUGAAGAUGCCUAAAAGGGUACUUAAAUCAAACGGGUACUUUAAUGGACAUUUGCAGCACUUGAAUGGCAUCUCAGGUUUUGGCUUUACAAAAGUGCUUCAAGUCAGUUUCUGUGAAGGUUCAUGGCUCCUGUGACUUCAACCAACUUCAGCAUGGAGACACCUGUCACCCAUCUACAGUUGUUUUGGAUGAAGAAAGGAGGCAUCCUGGUACUUACAAAUCCAGAGAGAACUCUUCAGCCAGGGGUGCUAUAGGAAGGCUAACACAAAGCUCAACAGUUUCAUUUGCAAACAUGGGGCUGCAAGAAUAUGCACAGUAGUCCUGCGAUUAUAGCUGUAUAGCUGAAGCAGGAGGCUUCAGUCAUGGAGCAUCUAACUUCCAUCCCUCACUCCCACCUUGCUGUGGGGCGCCCAAAUUUCUAGACCACUCUUCAUGCUGAAGCAUUACAGAUGGAAAGCAAGAGACUGGGACAAAAGACGAAAGAGAUCCUGACUUUGUAGCCUGCUGGCCAGCAGGAAACAAGGGCUCUGUGUUGUGCUCCCAGGUUUUUAGGGUAUUUGUCUAUAUGUCGCACAGAGAAGCAUUUAUUAAAAAAGCAAAAAUAACCAGGGGCAUAUGCACUGGAUCCCCUGACUCCCCAGCCGACUGAGCUCCCUUCCAACUGGCUCUUUGUACCCAUGCUCUAGUCGCAGAAGUGGAAAUCCAUAGUGGUAAGUGGGAGGCAAGAAGCUAUGGAAGCUUGGGUCAUUUUGGAUAAAGUCUAAAACGCCAGCCAAAAAUGCCAGUCACCUACUGCCUGUGACAGAGCUUCUUUCUGCAAAAUGGAAGAAGCAUCAUUACCGUCAUGUCUUAAAACUGUGAGUAGAUUUUAUGCAAAGGAAUGAUUUGAGUCCAGAAGUCCAUAAACCCACUCUUGCAGCUGCACUAAACUCAGCUCUGCAGCUGAGAAAUGCACAAAGUUCAGUCAUGCUUUCUUCAUAUUUCACUUUCUCUCCUCCACUCAAAGCUCACUUAACUGCACAAUUUGAGGUUUGUAAAUGGUACUGCAAGAAUCAAAGAGGUUAGAAUUAGUGAUCAGAGUUCCACCUUUCUGGUUUUGGGGGAGGAUCUUACUGUUAUGAGCACUUGGCAUGUCUUAGUCCAGAAGACCUUUGAGUUGUAAAUGAUGACUUCAUCAUAUUUCAUACAAUGGAUUUCUUAUUCAAGACAGGUAGCAUCUAAACUAAGAGAAUAGGAAUGUACCACCAAAGGAAAAAAAUAAAAUAACUUUCCUCCCUUUUUCUCAGGUUUCAAGUUUUAUAUUUAGCAGGUUAUAACAAAUCAUCUAUAUUGAAAUUGUACAAAGAUUUCUGAAUCUGUUCUGUUUGCUUUUCCUCAUUGUGCCAGAGAAAUUAUUUAGCUUCCUUUUAUGAAAGGAUAGGUUUUGGCUUUUGUACUGAUAGUGAGCAAGCAAUCAAAUACAGUUCUGUACCUGAAAAUCAACAAAUAAAUUCAGCUCCACCAAAAGAAGUGCUCCACAUAGUUUUUGAACAAAAACCCUGUGCCAGCUCUCAAGCCUAUAGCAAGUUAUAUCACAUACAAUAAAUCUCAAUGAAAAUAUUAUUUUAAGAAAAAAGAGUGAUCAUACCAAAUCAGGUCUUAAAUUGCACUAUGAGCUACCCAGUUGCCAUAUUAAAUUUAACUGAGGGCAAAAUUAGCUCUUGUGUGAGUGGUCCUUAGGCCACACAGCUGAUGUAGAUACAUGGAAGGGGGGAACAGAGGGUUGGGACCUGCUUCUGCAUUGCAGAGUCAGGAGCCAGUGGGAUCACCAAAAGUAGCUGGUGGGAAAUGUGGACUGGAGGCAAUCUUUGGAGACAGGAAUGAACAGAAAGUGGUACCCUGAGAGGAGGGUAAAGGUGGGAUAGUGUUUUGUCUUCAAAGGGAGGCUUAGGAGAGAGAUUAAACAGAGGAAUUACUGUGAGCUGCAAAUUCAGCACUUCCUUUUUUAAGAAGAUUUAAUGAACGGGUUGUCUGGGGGAACUGGACAGAUACAAACUCUGUGUGAGAUGAGGAAGGCUAAUGGAAUGUCUGGAGUGACAUGGAAAGGGACUAGACGUGCAUUGUGAAAUCACAGUUUUGUCAGGGUAUUUUUGAAAGGAAUGCUUAAAACUGCUUACCAUGUUCUCUAUUAAAUGCCAUAAAAGUUGUUGAGUAUUUAUAUAGCUACACAUAAUAAGUAGGGAGCAAAGGAUUCAGCUUGCAGUGGCCAUUUGUAUUAGAA